CUUCUCCACGUGCGCCUUCGCCGCCAGCAUGGCCGGAGAGUGCAACCCAAAGUCUGGGCCGGCGGCCGGCCGCCUUGCUUCGGCCUCGGCCUCGCACCCGGGCAGGCUCCUGGGGCAGAAUCGGCAGUUCCUGGACUUUUUCUGGGACAUCGCCAAGCCCGACCAGGCGAUCCGUCUGAAGGCCACGGAGGGGCUGUUGAGCUACUUGCAGGAGAGCAAGAAGGAUGAUGAGUUUUUAAAGUACACAUUGAAGCGCUUGAUCGAUGGAUUGGGAGCAACUCGAGAAGUGGCCCGUCCAGGAUUCAGUUUGGCUUUGGCACAGGUAUUGCAGGUUUUUGAGGAGCUGACUCUCUUGGCUGUUCUGCAACAGAUUAGAGAAAAAUAUGAUCUCGGUAGAGUGAAGAAGAAACUUUUCAGAAACGCUCUGUUUGGAAACUUUUUCGGAGUGCUAGCUCUCUUCCAGUCCAAGCGCCUGGCAAAGGACUCCAAGGCUCUCCUUGAGUGUGUCCAGCUUCUACAGAGCCUUUCGGAGCACCAUGUCCAUCUGAAGGACCUCCCUAGGAAGACAUUGGCUGACAUUGUCUCUGAGAUCCCAGAGGCUGUAUUCGAAAAGGUGCUUUACAGUAUCUUGGAAGAUGAACUUACUGCAGCUUUCAGCACUCCUGGUCAAUUGUACCUCCUGUUGGUGGGCAUCCAAAAAUUCCCCAAAGUUCUCCGACCAGAGAAACUGAAGGAUCUCUUGGGCACAACUGUUGUCGUCACAGCACAAAACAUCCCCAGGAUUGUGGAAGUUUUGAAAAUGGCAGCCAAAUCAGAGAGGAAAGAGAAAGUUCUUCCAGCUGUAGGACUGGAUCUGAUGAAAGUGGCUCUGAAGGAAGAAACCUUUGAACUAUUCUGGAAAGAAGCUGUAGAAAACGGGUUACUUAAAGAAAAUGUUGGACCCUGCAGCUACAUGUGUUUUCGAUUGCUGGGCAGCAUCCUCCCAUUUCUUUCUCUUAGCCAGCUAAAGACGGUCCUUCAAGGUGAAGUUAUGCGUCAAUAUGGGUUCCAUGUUGUCACAAGUAAGCUGCCUGAUAGGUUUAAGUUUGCCCCAGAGAUGGAGGCCUACGUUGACUCGUUCCUAGAGGGAUGCGACAGCCCUGAGAAGCAGCUGGCAGCGAUGAUUGCCUUCUCCACCCUCACCAACCAAGGCUAUCCAGUUGUGCCCACUUUCUGGAAGGUGGUGAGACAUCUGCUUCCUGCUGCACUGCAGAAGUACAUCGACUGGCUGAAGGACAUGUUUCUCAGUCCAAACCUGGACUGCUGUGUGGAUUUUGCCACCAAGAGGCAGAAGGAGAAGAGAACGAGCAGCGUAACUGAGCACAGCAUCGCACGGCUAAGGAAAUGGAUCAUCGGCCGACUCGUUGGAAUCGCCGAACACCCUCAGAUAAACAAGGAAGAUGAGCUUGUCAUGGACAUUGCCAGGUUCUGCUUCUUUCAUGCUUUUUUUGAGGCCAAGAAACCAUUCCCGAAGAUAACAGAAACAAAAGUUUUCCCUGCAGUUCCUCUGAAUGAAGUCUCUCGCACGGUUGCUGCAGACUCAUUUUUCAGUUUGCUUCAGCAUUUGAACACAAUGCCUGCCCUGGGAGACUCAGCUGAAGCAGAAGAAAUGAGGAAGAAGCACCUCCAUGGUUUGACAGCUAGCGGGGAGCCCUGGAUCCACUGUGUUGUGCAAUAUGCCAGCGUCCUCCUUUCUCACCAGGAACAGGUUAAGAUGGUGGCUCCAUUUAAUGAUGAAGAACAACAGGCUUGGGACAAGAUGUUGCAGACCGUGGAAGCCCUGAAAAAAAGAGAUAAAAAAAGCCAGAGCACAAAGACCUCUGCCUUCCAACACCUGCUGCUGUUAGUUGGCAUUCACCUCUUCAAGUCUCCAGCAGAGUGUGUGAACCUUCUGAAUGACCUCCAGAGUUGCAUCAAGAGGGCCUUUGGUGAGAAGCUCAAGAAGAAGAAGGCAGUUGCUACUGAUGGUGAAGAGGAGCCAGCAUGGGUUGAAGUGAUUGUGGAGGUCCUGCUUUCCCUCCUAACCCAGUCUAGUGGGCUGAUUCGACGGGUCUGUAAAAAUGUGUUUGGGCUUGUCUGCCAACACAUGACAAAGGGUGCCCUGCAGCUCAUCCUAGAUGUUCUGGAUCCACAAGAAGACCAGGAUGAAGAAAGUGCUGUUGUUGUAAUGGAAGAAACAGAGAAGAGAAAAAAAUUGACACAAAAAGAUACGAAACAAGAUGAAGAAAGCGGGGAGAGUUCUGAUGAAGACAGCUCUGAAGAAAGCGAUGAGAGCGACAAGGAGGGUUGGGAGACAAAUAGCGAGGGCGAAGGCGAACCAGAUGAGAACUUCCGUGCCAUGCUGAGGAAUGUUUUACAAGCUGGGAAUGCUGUGGAAGGAGAUGACAGUGACGAGGACGUGGAUGAUGAGACCAUGAUGUCCCUCGAUGAGAAUCUUUCAUCUCUCUUUGCUGAGCAGCAGAAGCGCAUCCAAGCCAAGAAGGAUGAGAAGGAAAAGUUGCGCAAGGAGAAGACCUUGCGCCGGGACUUCAAAAUCAAGGUCCUGGAUUUGGUUGAGUUAUUUCUGACAAAGCAGGCAGGGAACCCUCUUGUCUUCAGUGUCAUUGAUCCCCUUCUUUCUGUGAUUGAGCACAGCAUGAACUCAGACUCUAACAAGCAAGAACAAGAUUACCUCCGGAAGACUGCAGAUAUUUUCACGAAUAGUUUGUGUAGAUCCAAGCAAUACUGCAAAAAUGUGUCCUCUAUCCAGGAGGAACUGCACACCCAGCUAGAAAGUUUGGUGAACAGAGGCUGCAAGCAGAGUGACUCCUCAGUAGCCCUCUACUACUUCAGUGGAUCAUUGUACCUUUUCCGAGUAUUGAGGGGAAAUGCACCAGCUGAUGAAAUGGUGUCAGAGGGUGCCCAGACAAAAAAGAAAUGGAAAAAUCCGGAGGGAAGUGAAGUGUCACCUGGACAGCAUUUUGAUCUUGGCAGUGUGGACCUGGACCGGGUGACUGCUGUGUAUAAAGAGGCUUUGAACUUGUUUUUGACAAAGCGUAAGAGCCCACUGACUGGAGCCAUGUUUCUUGACCUCUUUGAACGCCACCCGAUGAUGUGCAAGCAACUAAUUGAUGUAGUUGUCAAGUCGAUCACAGAGGGGGCCCGGCAGCACCAGCAGACCCAGGCAUGUCUUCUUCUCCAGAAAGCCCUGCAGAACAAGUGUUUUAAGCUUUCACUGUCUGAAAAAGAGUGGGAAGAUUUGAUCAGAGAAAGCACCCAUCAAAUUACAAAGACAUUGAAGAAUGUGAAUGAGUUCAAGGUUAAGGUGGACCGGGAGAAGGUCAUCAAGUGUCUGGAGCUGUUGAGCUGCCUCAUCAAAAUAGUGACCCAGCAGGAACUCAGUGUGGAUCUGACUGAGCUUCGUGGGGUGCUCCAGACCCUGGGUCUGCAGGAACAUUUUGAGAAGUCCAUACGACUUGACAAUGUGUACUGGAAUGUUAUGAAGCUCCUGGGAUUUAAGCGGCCUGUGAAGGAGAAAGUCUCAGCCCAGCCUGCAAAUGGAACUGUGAUGCAGUCCCUAAAACGGAAGAAAAAGGGCUUCCUGCCAGCCACCAAAAAACGCCAGAACCGCAAGAAGGUCCAGCCCGGUCAGUCCCAGGAGAACGGUGCUGAGGGUAGACGCAGAAUCCCUGCUCCUGGCGAGGCCAAGGUUCCCUCGGAAGGAAAGAAGAAAAGGAAGAGGAGAAGGAAGCGAGCGGCAGAAGAGGGCAAGAGGGAAACGUCUGAGCAGGGUCCUCCAGCAAAGAGGGGGGCUCCGUCCCCAGGGAUCGCGAAAGGGGCUGCUGGGCCACGUGGGCGUUUGAAGAAGAAAAAGCAGCAGCAACGCAAGGAAAGGAAGAAAGGGGGGAAGAAGAGUGGGACUGCCUGAAUAUUGGGGAAGGACGGGAUGCUUUCAUCAACUUCUGGGGAAUGUGUUUUGGAAGUUGCAGGGGGAAUCUUCUUCUGGAUUCCAGCCAGCAGAAUUAAAACUGACCUCUAGUAUUCUGAUAGUGAAGGACUCAAUUGCUUAACAGUCUUGGGACUUCAGUCCUAGCUGUGAUGCCAGGAACCAUCUGGGAUGGCUCUCCCCAAAGAGCCAAGCUGCAAACAGUGUAACGCAUUCUGAUUUUAUAAGAAAAAGAGGUGUGUGCAUGUGUGAACGAGUUUCAUUUGAUCCCGGCAAUGUAAUUCAUAAGCUGCUCCUGGAAAAAGAGCUCCUUUGGGGCAACUCCUUCUAAUGCCUGGAUCAGUAACAUAUCCUUGGUUUUGAUAACAGAAGGUAUCGAGUUAUGAUGUUGAAUAUAUGUAACUUUGGUAACUUGGAGAUAAAUUACAGAAGUUAUAUUUCUUAAUAAAAGAUAAAAAUAUAUUUUUAAAUCUUUAUAAAAUUAAAAUGACAUGCCGUGGCCCAGAUGUGUUCAAAACGUUUCCAAUUACUGUUUGCAUCUCUGUCUUAGAAUGGAUGAAACCUCUUACAAUAAAUAAACAAUAUGCAAGUUCAGAGAAAGCAGCCUAUGAUCAAAACCAUUGUCCAAGGAUAGUCUUUUUUUUUUAAAAAAAAGCUAAAAUACGAACUAAAAUAUGGACUGAUAAGGCUGCAAUUAAUUAAUUUAAUUAAAGAGCCACUUGGUACCUUAUUUCUAUAUUUCAGUAAUUUUCAAGACUUUAGGCUGCUUUUUAUAAGGUAAAAAGGUAUUGAAACAGUUUUUUAUAUUUAUAUUCUACAUUCAGUAACUUCUAUUUCAGUGGAUACUAUUCCUCUGUGUAUCUACUUAGAAAUAAUAGCCAUUCAUUUCAGUACAGCUUGCUCCAUGUUAAGUAGCAAUAAGAUAGUAGUUCUAAUCUUUUAUCUAAAUCUUUGAUCAACUUGAUGGCGCCUAAUCAGUCAAUAAUCAAUCCUGAAUGAUCCAAAAAUUCACUGCGGGUCCUUCAACUUUUAUGGGUUCAGUGCCUGUUAAUAACAUGGCCGGGUGUUCCUAAGUAACAUAUCCAUCACCAGGGCAGAUUGAUGACUGAAUCCUGGUGUGGUAAAAGGGGUGAAUAUUCCUGCAUAUAGAACUCUUAGCACAUCAAGGAUUUUAUCUGCAGCUAUUUUUAAAUAUAUAUAUAUAUUUUGCAAUUGAGCUGAGCAGGUAGGUAUAAUGGGCACAUACUCAACUGUUACUAUUACUGUUACUAUUUAUUAAAUGUUUAU
This is a messenger RNA of Python bivittatus (Burmese python), 5251 nucleotides long. The record is from RefSeq and is a predicted model, not a curated record. Lineage: Eukaryota; Metazoa; Chordata; Lepidosauria; Squamata; Pythonidae.